AUGUCUGAAAGCAUAAAACUGGCUAAAGCCUACUUAUGGAUUACUAUGACUAUAUAUGACUUGAAUCAGUUAUUUGUAAGGGGUACAAAGGGAACUGGCCAGCUUUUACGUUUGGUUCUUCGUAGAUUCGAUUAUCAUGAUACUUAUUGCAGUCAGUGCAGUCGUCUUGAUCACUCAAGUACCAGUGGUAUGCAGAUUCAUCAAAGAUCACGACUAUGUGAUAAACAUUCUUUAUCGCCUAAACAGCAGAGAACUGAAUUUGAAUUCAACACAAAUUACUGUGGCUCACAAAUUUCACUGCUGCGUAUUGAGUCAAACUCAAAUAUUCCGCACUGUGGUAGCGAUUCUCAUUGGAUUAUUCAUAUUCUUUACAAUCUUCAUUUGUCUCAGUUUACGAAAAUGGAUAGUUUGGUGGUUUGCACCUAAUCCCAUAGUAUUUAUUCUAGCCUUUGCUGUUUGGUUUCUUAUGUUAUUCCUAUUCACACAAAUAUACACCAGCAUACUUCCUAGAAAUGGGAGUUCCACCUAAAUAUAUCGUUUGUGGAUUAUGAUUUUUAUCUAUGGUUAAAUAAUAAAUACUCUCCUGAAUGAGACUGGCUC
This is a messenger RNA of Trichobilharzia regenti, 600 nucleotides long. NCBI's taxonomy places the organism in Eukaryota, Metazoa, Platyhelminthes, Trematoda, Strigeidida, Schistosomatidae. The record is from the annotation of a GenBank genome assembly.